This is a messenger RNA of Manihot esculenta (cassava), 752 nucleotides long. RefSeq lists its product as uncharacterized. The transcript has a single exon. The record is from RefSeq and is a predicted model, not a curated record. Bases 209 to 592 code for a protein of 127 amino acids. Lineage: Eukaryota; Viridiplantae; Streptophyta; Magnoliopsida; Malpighiales; Euphorbiaceae.
UACUCUAGAAUCAAGAAUUCCCAUGUCUAUCUGUAACGAAAAUUCUCAUUCGGACACACUCCACCAAUUAAAAAUCAUGGAUAUAUUUUUAUAAGCGAUAACCCUAGAAAAAAAUAUUAUAUAUACGCCCCCUCUAUUCCACUGAAAAAAUCACCAUUUUCUACUCUACUGAUACUGAGCUCUUUCAAGUUAUAGCAAAUAUCAAAGCAUGGAGUCCAACCGCAAGCGCAGAGGAUUCAUGAAGGGCAAGUUGAUGCCGUUCUACCGAUCACCGAAGUCUUCUUCAUCAAACUUGCAGUACACCAGCAAGGUCAUCAAGCCCAGCCAGGCUUCUCCUUCAGCACCGUCGGUUGGAUUUUACGUCCACCAGGACUAUAUCAUUGCUCCUCCGAAGCAGAACAAGGUCUCUUUUAUUAUAGCUCCACCGCCUGACGGCAACCGCGAGAGGCUAGCUCAGUUUGAUAAGGUAUAUGGACUCCCUGGAGAUGAAAGCGUAGAUAUCAAGGCUGCUUCUUAUAUCUCUUCUGUUCAAGAACGUUUCAAGCUUGAACGAAGCAACUCUGAAAGAAUCAAGCAUGAAGAUUUUCAGUAAAAUCAAUAUAGUAAUCUAUAUAUCAUGCUACGUAUACUAAUCAGGAUCGAUAAUAAAUUUCCUGAAUAGGUAGGCUGAUGUGUUUGUUAUUGUACUGCUUGAUGAAGUUAAUUAUCGUGGUCUUUUGAUGAGAAAUUAAUUAAUUAAUGUUUUGCCUUAA